Messenger RNA from Dioscorea cayenensis subsp. rotundata (Guinea yam), 3514 nucleotides. Its product is annotated as alpha,alpha-trehalose-phosphate synthase [UDP-forming] 1-like. The transcript has 19 exons. The record is from RefSeq and is a predicted model, not a curated record. Bases 295 to 3264 code for a protein of 989 amino acids. Lineage: Eukaryota; Viridiplantae; Streptophyta; Magnoliopsida; Dioscoreales; Dioscoreaceae. Gene Ontology annotation, biological process: trehalose biosynthetic process. Gene Ontology annotation, molecular function: alpha,alpha-trehalose-phosphate synthase (UDP-forming) activity. Gene Ontology annotation, cellular component: cytosol.
GUUCACCGCUUGGAAACACUAAAAAUAUCGGCCCCCAACUUGGCCUUGCCGUCCCCACACGCACACGCACAAGCAAACCCGCACGCACACGCGCACAUAUAAAUAGCUCGCAAUUUCCUCCCCAGUCUCGCCCAAUCGAACCCAAAUCUUUAGCAGUUCUCCGACCAUCGCUCCAGCGGUUUUCGUGGCUGUGCCUGCUCACACGAUGAAGAAGAAUAGAAGGGGCUGGGGUGUGGUUCUGCGAAUCAGCCUUGAUUUGUGUGAUCUCCAUGCGGUGCAUGUCUUGCUGUUGUUAUGAGAGAAAAAAAAAAAGAAAGAGAACGAGAAGGAAAAGGGCGGAGUCAGGAGUGGAUGAAGCUGGCAUCGGCGGGGUUCCAGACCGAACACAUGCCGGGCAACAAGUGCGGUAACCGUAACUCAACGCGCGUCGAGCGGUUGAUGCGCGAGCACGAGCUGCGGAAACUAAACCGCGCGUUUAACUUCGAGGAAGGGAGUAGCAGGGGUGAGAUCCCUUGGGGCCCUGGACCUAUUGAGCACGACGCCGAGGACGAACAAACCCCGGCUGCUGCUGCUGCUGCUGCUGCUGUUGCCGACGACGACGACGACGACGACGACGACGACGACGAGGAGGAGGAGGAGACCUCUGAGGAUACUAGUGCUAUUCCACGAAUGAACUCCAGCCAGGGCUUCUGUAUUGGCAGGGACCGAACUCCUUUCAAGCAACGCUUGCUCGUCGUUGCGAAUCGGUUGCCUGUUUCGGCCAUCCGUCGUGGGGAGGAAUCGUGGUCGCUGGAGAUCAGUGCCGGUGGCCUCGUCUCUGCUCUUCUUGGCGUGAGAGAUGUUGAUGCUAAAUGGAUUGGAUGGGCUGGCGUGAAUGUGCCAGAUGAGGUUGGGCAGAAAGCCCUUACAAAGGCAUUGGCCACAAAGAGAUGCAUUCCGGUCUUUCUUGAUGAAGAAAUAGUACAUCAGUACUACAAUGGCUACUGCAACAAUAUCCUGUGGCCCCUUUUUCAUUACCUUGGGCUCCCUCAAGAAGAUCGACUUGCGACCACUCGUAGUUUCCAAUCCCAAUUUGAUGCGUAUAAGCGAGCAAACCAGAUGUUUGCUGAUGUUGUAAGCCAACAUUAUGAAGAGGGGGAUGUGAUUUGGUGCCAUGACUACCAUCUCAUGUUUCUUCCAAAAUGCUUGAAGGAGCAUGAUAGAAACAUGAAAGUUGGUUGGUUUCUCCACACACCAUUCCCCUCGUCGGAAAUUCAUAGGACCUUGCCAUCCCGGUCAGAAUUGUUGAGAUCUGUUCUUGCAGCUGAUUUAGUCGGUUUCCACACAUAUGACUAUGCAAGGCACUUUGUUAGUGCUUGCACAAGAAUCCUUGGACUUGAGGGUACACCAGAAGGGGUGGAAGAUCAAGGAAAGAUGACUCGAGUUGCUGCGUUUCCAAUUGGGAUAGACUCUGAUCGGUUUAGACGAGCUCUUGAACUUUCAACAGUGAAAGAGCGCAUCCGUGAGCUGGAGAAAAGAUUUGCUGGUCGAAAGGUAAUGUUGGGUGUUGAUCGUCUUGACAUGAUAAAAGGGAUCCCUCAAAAGAUUUUGGCCUUUGAAAAGUUCCUAGAGGAGAAUCCAUCAUGGCAUGAUAAAGUAGUUCUAUUGCAAAUUGCUGUACCAACAAGAACAGAUGUUCCUGAGUAUCAGAAACUUACCAGUCAGGUCCAUGAAAUUGUCGGCCGCAUAAAUGGCCGUUUUGGGACACUAACAGGCGUUCCCUUACUUCAUCUGGAUCGCUCCCUCGAUUUCCAUGCAUUAUGUGCUCUGUAUGCUGUUACUGAUGUGGCUCUGGUGACGUCAUUGAGAGACGGGAUGAAUCUUGUGAGCUAUGAAUUUGUGGCAUGCCAAAAUGCAAAGAAAGGGGUCCUCAUACUUAGUGAGUUCGCUGGAGCAGCACAAUCUCUCGGGGCUGGCGCCCUUCUGGUGAACCCAUGGAAUAUCACCGAAGUCGCUAACUCAAUUUUCAUUGCAUUAACCAUGAAUCCUGAGGAGAGAGAAAAAAGGCAUAGACAUAAUUUUGCACAUGUGACUACACACACAGCUCAAGAGUGGGCACAAACCUUUGUAAGUGAACUGAAUGAUACUGUAGUUGAGGCUCAAAUAAGAACAAGACAAGUUCCACCUUUGCUUCCUUCCCAGACCGCAGUUGAACAAUAUAUGCACGCCAAAAACCGACUACUCAUUUUGGGGUUCAAUUCAACACUGACAGGAUCAGUUGAAUCGUCUGGACGAAGAGGAGGUGAUCAAAUUAAAGAGAUGGAGCUGAAAUUGCACCCAGAAUUAAAAGGCCCUCUAAGUAAUCUAUGUGAUGACCCAAAGACAACUGUUGUUGUACUCAGCGGGAGUGACCGAAGUGUUUUAGAUGAUAAUUUUGGCGAGUACCAUAUGUGGCUGGCAGCAGAAAAUGGGAUGUUUCUGCGCCGGACAGAGGGUGACUGGAUGACAACAAUGCCAGAGCAUUUGAACAUGGACUGGGUUGAAAGUGUAAAGCAUGUUUUUGACUACUUCACUGCCAGAACACCGAGAUCUCAUUUUGAACACCGUGAGACUUCACUAGUGUGGAAUUACAAGUAUGCAGAUAUUGAAUUUGGAAGGCUUCAAGCAAGGGACAUGCUACAACAUUUGUGGACAGGCCCAAUCUCCAAUGCAGCUGUUGAUGUUGUCCAAGGUAGUCGAUCUGUUGAGGUCCGAUCAGUUGGAGUUACCAAGGGUGCCGCAAUUGAUCGAAUAUUGGGAGAAAUAGUUCACAGCAAAAGCAUGGUUACACCAAUUGAUUAUGUUUUGUGCAUUGGCCACUUCCUAGGAAAGGAUGAAGACAUAUAUACAUUUUUCGAGCCAGAGCUUCCUCCUGAAUCUGUAAGUUCAACCAGAGCAAAGGCAGCCGAUGCUAAGGCUCCCAACGACAGGGGCCCUGCAGUGAAGCCAUUUAAUAACAAAAGCAACUCAAAGCCAUCUCAUGGAAAAACACAGAAGGUUACAGUGGGUCCAGAAAGGAAAGUAGCAAUGCCUGCUAGUCCCCAAAUAGGAGGACAGUUUCCUCAGGAGAUUACAGCAUGGCAUGAAGGAUCAUCAGUGCUCGAUCUGAAAGGCGAGAACUACUUCUCUUGCGCGGUGGGAAGGAAACGCUCGAAUGCAAGGUACCUGCUGAACUCAUCCGACGAUGUCGUUAUGUUCAUCAAGCAAUUGGCUGAAGCAAGCAAUGAAGCCGAUGGGAAAUCAUGAAUCAGCCUAGUUGCGGCGGAUAUCUGCCCAAGAAUAAAAGCCUUUGCCUGAUCACAUGACAGGAGUAUGAUAUUCACCUGCACAGUUCUUAAAUGAUUCCAGAUGCUAAUCAACAUGACCCAAAAAAAAAAAAAAAUCAUGUGUACAUGACCUUCAUGAAAGUCUGUAGGAAAAGAACAUGCUGGCUAUAGUAUGAUGAUCUUCAAUUUUUACAGCAAGCAUAGCCACUGUAAAUAUGGCACCUUUUUCA